AGUUGUCUUUGCGGACUGCAACAAAAAGUAAAUAAAAGUUCUAAUUUAAAUUUGCAAUAUAAAUAGUGGCUAAUUAUUGUUGCUAUGAGCAACACUAAUGAAGUGCACACAGCGCAAGCGCACCUGCAUCAUGUGAAAAUGUAAACAAUCCAAUUGCCAUGGCAACGCAACGCAGGUGAAAAACAAAAGCAAAACAAGUGGCAUCAACAGCGAAAGAAAUUGGUAAGAAAGCGUAACAACAAAAAAACAGGUCAAACAUGUUUGUCUAUCUGAGUAAAAAGAUUGCUAUUCCCAACAAUGUAAAGCUGAAUUGCAUUGCAUGGAACAAGGAGGAAGGCUACAUUGCCGUUGCCGGCAGCGAGGGACUGCUCAAGGUGCUCAAGUUGGAUCAGGCUGCCAACAAUGGACAGAGCAAAGGCGGUCUGGCCGCCGUUUCGAACCUGUCGAUGAAUCAAACACUCGAUGGCCACAAAGAGUCCGUCAAAGUGGUCACCUGGAAUGAUGCACAACAGAAGCUGACAUCCUCGGACACGGAUGGCGUCAUCAUGGUGUGGAUGCUCUACAAGAGUGCCUGGUACGAGGAAAUGACCAACGAUCGCAAGAAAUCAACUGUGGCCGGCAUGAGUUGGACAUCGGAUGGUGCCAAGAUCUGCAUUGUCUACGAGGAUGGGGCCAUAAUAGUUGGCUCUGUGGAUGGCAAUCGCAUCUUUGGCAAGGAGCUAAAAAACACACAUUUGACGGGCGUGCAAUGGAGUCCAGAUAAUCGAUUGAUACUCUUUGCCCUGGCCAAUGGCGAGUGUCAUUUGUAUGACAAUCAAGGCAACUUUGCGAUGAAGGUGGGCAUCAAGUGCAUCACUCUGAGCUCAGGCCGCAUGCAGCGCAUUGCCAGCAUCAGUUGGUUCAGUGGACGUCCAGUGAAUAAUCGCAAUCGACCUGUGCUCGCCAUUUGCUAUGAGAACGGAAAGGUGCAAAUCAUGCGUAAUGAAAAUGAUGAUGCUCCUGCCAUCUUCGAUACGGGCAUGCGAAACGUGGACGCCAAAUGGAAUCACGAUGGCAGCGUUUUGGCCAUAUGCGGCACAACAUUGGAGGCUGCAACGCCGCUGCGAGACACAAAUCAGGUCUGCUUUUACUCGCCACUCGGCAGGAUUUACCGCAUCUUAAAGGUGCCCGGCAGCGACAUCACCUCGCUUAGUUGGGAAGGCAAAUCGUUGCGCAUUGCCAUGGCUGUGGAUUCGUUUAUCUACUUUGCCAACAUACGGCCGGAUUACAUUUGGUGUUACUUUGAGAAGACUGUUGUGUUUCUCAACAGCAACAAUCACAGUGGCAGCAGCACCACAAGCAGCGCCACCGCGAUGCCCAUGAAUGUGAUUACAUUUUGGAACACAGUGUCGAAUCAAAGCUUUCUUAAGGAAGUGGAGCCAACACUUUGCCUGGCAGCCAGCAAUGAGCAUUGUGUGCUGGGCGUGGAAUGUGUCAGUAGCAACAUCAAGGAGAUUGCACUUAGCACGCUGGAGGGACGCGCUAAUGCUUCGCCAGAUGACAGAGUCUAUCAGCUGCUGCUCUGCAACUCCAUUGGUACCACCGUGGACUCAAAGUAUACGGAUAUUAAGCCACGCUUUGUGGGCAUCAACUCGUGCUAUGUGGCAAUUGCUUCUUAUGACGAGAUACUGAUCUGGCACUAUCACACUCCUAAGAGUUCAUCGAAUUUACACGGCGUCAAGGCCCGCAAAGAGAAACGUUUUCACAUCGAUGACACUCCCACAGGCGUGGACUUGGCCAAGGAUCUGCUCCAAGGCCAACAACGCCGUGUUAACGAUCCUAUUUGCGCUCUUGCUUUGUCAGAGAAGCUGCUGCUGGUGGCUCGUGAGUCUGGCGUCAUCAACGAAUACAGCGUAGCCAAUGUGGCGCUUCGCAAUCGUCACACGCUGCACUCAAAGGUGCACAAGAUCGCCAUCAACUGCAAUUCCACUCGCGCUGCAAUUAUUGAUCAUGUGGGAGUCAUGACACUGCUGGAGCUGGACGAUAAUCGGGAGACGCAGCUCAAUUUCAGUCGUGUGGAACGCAAGGAUGUUUGGGCGGUGAGUUGGGCGAAGGAUAAUCCGUUGUUGCUAGCGCUGAUGGAAAAGACACGCAUGUACAUUUUCCGAGGCAAUGAUCCUGAGGAGCCCAUCUCGUGCUCUGGCUAUAUUUGCACCUUUGAGGAUCUGGAGAUCACAAGCGUGUUGCUGGACGACAUCAUCAGCAUUGGCGAGUUGCAGAAUGCCUCGCAUUUAAUUCAACUCCGUGUAAAGUCGCUGCGUGACACAGACGAUCUCUUAGAGCAUGUGGGACUCGAGGAUGCCAAGCAAUUCAUUGAGGACAAUCCGCAUCCACGUUUGUGGCGUUUGCUUGCCGAGUCGGCGCUUAAAAAACUCGAGCUGGAUACGGCAGAGAAUGCGUUUGUGCGUUGUGCCAAUUAUCCGGGCAUCAAGCUGAUCAAGCGACUGCGCAACAUCAAUUCGCAGGUGCUGCAACGUGCCGAGAUUGCUGCUUUCUAUGGCGAGUUCGAUGAAGCUGAAAAGUUGUACAUGGAUGCAGAUCGCAGGGAUCUGGCUAUUGAUCUGCGCAUGACGCUCUGCGAUUGGUUUCGUGUUGUGCAGCUUUAUCGCAUGGGCGGCGCCGGUGUUUCGGAUCAGCAAAUGGAAACAGCUUGGCGGGAGAUUGGCCAUCAUUUUGCCAAUCUCAAGUCGUGGGAGAGCGCCAAGGAAUACUAUGAAAAGUCGCAUUAUUUAGAGGGUUAUAUGGAGGCGCUUUAUCAUCUGGAGUUAUUCGAUGAGCUGGAGAAAUGUAUGGACAAGUUGCCGGAGAAGAGUCCACUGUUGACUAAAUUGGCUGAGAUGUUGGUAUCCGUGGGCAUGUGCUCCGAAGCUGUGCAAGCUUAUCUGAAGUUUGGCGAUCAAAAAGCCGCUGUGAAUGCCUGCGUUAAUCUGCGGCAAUGGGGCCAAGCUGUGGAGCUGGCACAAAAGUAUCAAAUGCCAGAGGUGAACACGCUGCUCAGCAAACACGCAGCACAGCUGCUGAACGAAGGACGUCUCACGGAAUCCAUUGAGCUGCAGCGCAAAGCGUGUAGGUACUUGGAUGCAGCACGUUUGCUUUGCAAGCUGGCAGAGCAAGAGGUGGAGAAACGUGCGCCCAUGCUGCGCAUUAAGAAGAUCUAUAUUUUGGCUGCACUCUUAGCCGAAGAUCAUCUAAAGUCGGUGGCAACGCCGCAAUUGGAUUAUGCUAUCGAUAGGAAUACUUUAUUGGACUCAAUUAGUCUGGAGGAUGCCGCGUUCAUCGAGCGUAUUUGGCAUUGUGCUGAAGGUUAUCAUUAUAUGCUAUUAGCUCAGCGACAGCUGCGCUUUGGCAUCAUGCACAGUGCGGUGGUCACUUCGUUGAGGUUGCGAGAUUACGAUGAUGUGCUGCCGGUGGAGGAUAUUUAUAGUUUGAUGGCGCUGGCCAGUUGUGCGGACAGAUCGUUUGACAUCUGCUCAAAGGCGUUUAUGAAACUGGAGUCGCUUGACUUUCUGCCCGAAAAGAUACAGCAAGAUUACGAGGAGCUAGCGGUGAAUAUAUUCUCGAAGAACGAACCCGAGGAUAGCAAAGUUGAUACUGUGGUGUGCUAUGGCUGUGCCGAAAAUGUGCCCGAUAACUUACCUUCUUGCAUGGAAUGUGGCGCCCGCUUUCCGGGUUGUGUCUCCUCGGGCAAGCCCAUUACACAGCCAACAAGCAACAUCUGGAUAUGCUCUACGUGUCAUCACUGCGCAUCACCCAUGGAAAUAACACGUCAUCGUAAUUGCCCGCUUUGUCACAGCCCAAUUGCAGCACCACCUGUCGCAACAUAAAAACUAAAUUCAAAUAAAUGUAAUUGGCGCCACAGCCUUACCAAAACA
Drosophila sulfurigaster albostrigata is the source of this 3911-nucleotide messenger RNA. RefSeq names its product WD repeat-containing protein 35 (gene Oseg4). Gene Ontology annotation, biological process: protein localization to cilium; intraciliary retrograde transport; non-motile cilium assembly. Gene Ontology annotation, molecular function: protein binding. The record is from RefSeq and is a predicted model, not a curated record. NCBI's taxonomy places the organism in Eukaryota, Metazoa, Arthropoda, Insecta, Diptera, Drosophilidae. Gene Ontology annotation, cellular component: intraciliary transport particle A; non-motile cilium.